AUUUUUUGGACACUUGUAGGAUUUUCAUUUUUUUUUUGUAAAAUAAAAAAGAAAAUAUCCCAUUUAUAUUAGACUCUCUACCCUUCUUAGACCUUCCCCUUCUUCUUCUUCUUUCUUGUUACUUUUUGUUAAUUUCCAUGGAAAAGUUCCAAACAUUGUUUCCAUUUUCAUCGCCAGGGCCAUCAUCCAACUAUUCUGUGUCGUCAAAUUCUAAUGUUUUUAACAACUUUUUCAAUGAUGGCACAAAUGGGUUUUUGGGGUUGAAGCUAGAAAAUAAUGGAGUUGAUCAUAAUAAGGGAGACCUAAUUAAUUCAAUUAAUCAAAGUGCAGCGAGCAUUGCAAUUGGGCCUGAAAAUAAUCAGCAUGAGCUAAAAGCAUCAGGUGGAGGCAAAAAGAGAGGAGAAAAGAAGAUUAGAAAGCCAAGAUAUGCUUUUCAAACAAGAAGUCAAGUUGAUAUAUUAGAUGAUGGUUAUCGAUGGAGGAAAUAUGGCCAAAAAGCUGUCAAAAACAACAAAUUUCCAAGGAGCUACUAUAGGUGCACAUAUCAAGGAUGUAAUGUGAAGAAGCAAGUCCAACGCCUAACAAAAGACGAGGGAAUUGUAGUAACUACAUAUGAAGGGAUGCACACUCAUCCAAUAGAGAAGCCAACUGAUAACUUCGAACACAUUUUAAAUCAGAUGCAAAUUUACACUCCCUAUUGAAGUUUGAAAGUGAUCUUCAAAAUUAUACGGUACACUUUUGUAUUAAUGGAGAUAUAUAUAGAUUCUGAGACUUGGAUAUAUAUAUUGCAAUAAUCAAGGUUGUUAUUACUAGUAACGACAGGACAAGUGCAUACUUUUGAUUAAGUUCUUACUAGGUUUGUUUUUCCUUUUUUUUUCCCUCUAAUUUGGACAUUGUAAGUUAAUUUCCUUUCAGUUCUUUCUUUUCUUUUUUUUUUUCUCCUUUUCUGCCUCCUCCUUUUAUAUGGUUGGCUUUGUAUAAUGUAAAUUCAGCUUCAUAUGGUGGAAUUGGAUUUUUUUUUUUUUAA
Jatropha curcas is the source of this 1027-nucleotide messenger RNA. Its product is annotated as putative WRKY transcription factor 75. NCBI's taxonomy places the organism in Eukaryota, Viridiplantae, Streptophyta, Magnoliopsida, Malpighiales, Euphorbiaceae. Gene Ontology annotation, molecular function: DNA-binding transcription factor activity; sequence-specific DNA binding. The record is from RefSeq and is a predicted model, not a curated record. Gene Ontology annotation, biological process: regulation of DNA-templated transcription.